Molecule: messenger RNA, 786 nt
Organism: Acytostelium subglobosum LB1
Lineage: Eukaryota; Evosea; Eumycetozoa; Acytosteliales; Acytosteliaceae
Exons: 2
Coding region: 1-786 (261 amino acids)
Source: RefSeq, a predicted model, not a curated record
AUGGGUAUAAUAUUCAGUAGUUGUGCUCCUGAUCGUCCAGACGAUGAGAUACAAACAGAUAAUCCAGUAUCAACUUAUAAACCAGCACCAAUAGAACAUAGUGUAGAUAGACCAAAGGUUGAUAUUGGUGCUGUAUUAAACAAGCCCUUAGCUACAGCCACAUCUACAACAAAGGUUCAAAUAGAGAGAAAGGUUAUAAAGAUAGAUGAUGAGGAUAUAGAUGAUAUUGAUGAGGAUGAGGACGAGGAGGAAUCAAACACCAACAACAAGAAUAAAAGGAAUGUUAAUGUCAACAACAACAGUAACAAUAAGAAGGGAACUGGAAAUAGUGGCAUACCAAAGGAUAGUCAGACAACAGAGCAACAACAUACCCCAAGUGUCGAUCUGACAAAUGUACCAUUAAGCAAACCGGCAAAGGAACCAAUGAAGUUGGGAGACAAGAAGCCACCACCUGUAUUUAAAGCAUCGGCAACUGCUAUACCAAAGACAACGCCUACCACUACAACAACGACAACGACGACAACAGAAUCAAACAAGAUAAAGCCAGCCGAGCCAGCUUUGAACACAAGGUUCACAAUCGAGCAGUCAACAGCAACAAGUGGAAUGGACAUGCCUGCAGGUGACUGGGGCGACGAUGACAUUGUGAUUGAAGGUGGCGAUGAUGAAGAAGACAAUAACGAGCAACAGGAAGAGGAGGAUGAACAACCAGCAGCGCCAGCAAUGAAGUUAGUAUCGCCAGCCAAGUCAUCCAUUGUUUGGAAUGAUAAUGACGAUGGUUGGGAAUAA